UUUAUUCUUGAAAGGAAACAACAAGAAAACCAGGUCCUCAGGCAUCUCCCUGCCGGUGCUGGGGAAUUUGCUGUGUUGAGAGAUGUUAUUGAAGAGAUUGAUUUUAAAAAGGAAAAUGGGAAGCGGUGUUUGCAAACCUGAGCGGUGCCUGUGCUGGUUUCCCUCCUAGACCCUCGUGCUGGCCGCAGGGACCGGUGAUCUUCCUUUACCCCCUGCAGGAGCAGAAAGCCACUGGCCCAUCUGUCCAGCCGCGCUAGCAUGACCGCGCUCCCCUUGCCGCUGCUCCUCACUGCCGUAGGCUUCUGGAUGCCACAAGAGUCCAGCUCCCGGCUGCUGCCCAACGACACCGAGCCCCUGUCCCCUGCCGGGGUUAGAGCCGCGGGGCUGCUGUGGGGCGCGGGGGUCCCCCGGGGCCAUCCGAAGCGGUUCCUCUCCCGCCGCGACAUGAGCAUGAUUUUGGACUACCACAACCAAGUGCGGGCGCAGGUGUCCCCCCCUGCUGCCAACAUGGAGUACAUGGUCUGGGACGAGCGGCUGGCCAGGGCAGCUGAGGCGUGGGCUGCGCGCUGCCUGUGGGACCACGGGCCCCCCGAGCUGAUGAAAUACGUGGGGCAGAACCUCUUCAUCCACUCGGGCAGGUCCACCUCCGUCAUCAACAUGGUGAAAUCCUGGCACCAGGAGAAGCAGCACUACUCCUUCCCACACCCCCGCGAGUGCAACCCCCGCUGCCCCUCCAAAUGCAGCGGCUCCGUCUGCAGCCACUACACGCAGAUGGUGUGGGCAUCCUCCAGCCGCCUGGGCUGUGCCCUCAGCACAUGCACCAACAUACGUGUGUGGGGCAGCACGCUGCGGCACGCCGUCCUCCUCGUCUGCAACUAUGCCUUCAAGGGCAACUGGCAGGGAGAAGUGCCCUACAAGGUGGGGCAGCCGUGCUCAGCCUGCCCCCCAGCCUAUGGCGGGGGCUGCUUCAACAACAUGUGCUUCACCGGACUCAAAUCCAACCACGUCAGUUGAUUCUAGGGCUGCAGCCCCACAGGGAGCCUCUGGGAAUGGGGAUGGGGUGAACCAGAAUUAUUUAUAACACCGACCCCCCACCAGCAGCCUGGCUGUCCAACCUGCUUCAUCCCUAGUGUAGGAAACUGCUUUUAUAAGAUCAU
Molecule: messenger RNA, 1157 nt
Organism: Neopsephotus bourkii (Bourke's parrot)
Lineage: Eukaryota; Metazoa; Chordata; Aves; Psittaciformes; Psittacidae
Gene: R3HDML
Product: R3H domain containing like
Exons: 5
Coding region: 259-1014 (251 amino acids)
Source: RefSeq, a predicted model, not a curated record